GGCCUACUUAGUUACAUUCCAUCACUGACGGAGAGUAUACAUAAACAAAAACAAAAACAAAAGUCAAAUCCCUUGUUUGUGUACACAACAAAGUCAAUUCUUCUACUUUCAAGAUGUUUUUAGAGCGCUAUUUUUGGAAACAAGGAUUUCCCAGUAUCAGUGAACGCCACCCUGUCCAAUCAGCAGUCUGUAUUUUGUGGCAGAAUUUUGAACGUUACCCGCCAGAAGUCAGAACUUAAAACCAAAAACGCAACAACCGCCAUAAAACGCCAAGAAAAAUAAGAAGAAGAUCUUAAACUCGCGUUAAGUUUUUCGACUCAGUAGUCCGCUGCUACUUUCACCACGUUUCAACAUCGAGAAACGCACUUUAUAUCCAACAUGGACGAUUUUUUAAGGAAACGACUCACUGAAAACAGCUUCAGCUACAAAACGUCGCUGGAACGAAUCAUAGACAAGUAUUCAAAGCUUCAGGACCAAGAUGGAGGGAUGGAGGUGUGCCUCGUGAAAACAUCAACUCCAACAAUUGAACGCUACAUGAGCCAGUCAAAAAUGGAGCUGAACAAGCGCCUGACAGAUUUGAGUGACGAGUCAAGAUCCCAGGACAUAACAACAGACUCUCAGUUAAACUUGACGCUUCAAUCUGGCGGAGCUGAUGAAACUUGUGCUUCCAACCUGUCUGUGUCUGUGGAGGAUGAUGUGACAGCUAGAAGUGACACGACUCACCUGACUGUGAGCUCGUCGGAUGCGAGUCAGAGAACCAUUUUUGAGGUGGAGGUCCAGCCUGAGGACCAAGAUGAGGAGCUGGAAAUGACUCUGAGAAGCCAAGGCAGCUCUUUGGUGGAGCUCUACCCCAGUAUGAUCAGUCGUAUAGGGAGGGCCUGGCACCGGCAGCAUGUCUCAGAUGCAGCUGACUCGGUGCUGAGGAGGUACCGCAGAUGGCGACAGCAGUCAAACAGAAGCAAUCUCAGCAACACCUUCAUCGUUGCACUGAAACACAACAGAAACCCGAAAAACACAACGCUGCUGAAUGAGGGCAGCCCCGUCAGAAGGCAGUUCCUGGGGCCUGAGACCACCCCUCGGUCUCCACUGCAGAUGUUAAGUAAUAUGCAGGAUUGGCAAACGCAGCAGCCGUCUCCUGGGAGGGGGAGAAGAGAGGAGCACCAGUCUGUCCUCGUGAUGGACCUCUCUGGUCCCUCUGAGCCAAGAGAGGUUUCGCUAAAUGAGACCUUCACUAUGUCUGAAGUAUCCCAGCUGGGAGAGCAGCCCUCCACUUACACGCUCAGUCCUUCACGACCUUGCUAUCCCACCGCAAAAGCAUCCCUGGACCCUUCCCUCAGGUCUAAAAGGCUUUCUCUCACUGCACACUCCCCGCAGACCAGUGGCUGCUUCACAUAUGCAUCUGAAAGCACCGCUGCAAGAGAACGACCGGACAUCUACAGCUCCCCAGUCAGGCAGAGUCCCUUACAGGCAAGGACAAUGACCAGCCUCAGCAGAUCACCUCGUGCCUUUUCAAGAAGCCCAAAAGCACCCUCUUCCGAAAGCUUUUCCAGAGAGCCUACAAGGCCCAGAUUAAUCUCCACCCCUCCACAAAAGCCAGCUGUGCCACAGAGGAUGCUUUACCCUCAAGACUCCCACCUUUACACACAGCUUCGUUCCCCUCAGUCAGCCACAUCAGCAGGAGGUUGUCACAGGCUCAGGCGUCACCUUUCCUUUGACUCCUCCCUGCUGUCCAUCCGCAUCUCCUACUCCCCAAAAAAGCUUGACGAGGACUUUCUGAAGCUCUACCACAAGUUUGUCUGCCAGAGCAAAUCAUCGUUCUUUAAUGAGCAUCCCUGCCGCCUCUGUGCCAGAAGCUCUGAGGCCAGCAGAGGCCCCUCUUCCUCAGCUCUGGCAGCUCUCGCCUUGUCGCCCCAUCGCUCCCUCCUGAGAAAACGCCACAGGGAGUUGGACUGGCGGAGCCACCCCCAGUCCAAACGCUCCAGGGAUGAGUACUGCACGUCCUCCCCAGGGUCUAAACGCCACGGGAGAGAGAUGCUGAGGCGUUGUCUCUCUGCUUCUGAAUAUGAACAUGAUGGCCUCUCCUAUAGCUCCAUGAAACACAGCAACAACCAGCAGCGCUCAGCAGAUGCACAUCAGGAAUCUUGGAUGAGUCGGCACCGCCAUGUGUCUGCGGCUGAUUUCUCUGGCAUGGGAAGUUCACUUGAGAGCAGAAUGGCCAGUGGCUCCUCCCCCAGAAAAAGGUGGUGAUCAGGAAAACACCGGCCCGCCUGCUGAAGAACGAAACAUAUUGUGAUGCAAGAGAAGUCAGUGCAGUUUUUUAAACUUUCUGACACAUAUUGGUGAAAGUCUUAUGGUAGUGUGCAAAUGAUGAAGUAAAACCAAAAGCAUUUUUAAUGUGAGCUCAGGAAAUUGCAUCACUAAACUAAAACUGCUGAUGUUAAAUUUUUAGCUGUUCAUUAUGUGUCUUUGUUUUCCAUCCAAGUUCAAGUUUGUUUGGAUGUUUUAAAUGUUUUACAAGUAUCGUCCAAACCAUCUGUUAGAAUAAUUGUGGUUUAUACUCUUGUAUGCCCUCUGAAUCUUCUUGUAUGAUGCAUCAUUACCUAAGUUAUUACAACCUCAUGUUUAUUCCUUGUUAUAUCUGUUCAUUAUUAAAAUAAAAAUGUCAUUGUCAAAAUGCAGUUUCUGAAAGAAAAAAACAAAACAAGCACUCGUUACCAUUGCAGUAACUUUAUCAUUUAUUUUCCAUUAUAUUCAUGUACAGUUGAAAGUCUAGAAAACAAAAUAUCCAGCAGGCAGACCCAAAACAAAACAGCAUCAUGGUUAAUUUUAGGUAAAGAUAGAAAAGUAAACAUGACAGGAAAAUAAGACAUUUUAACUUUUUGGUCAUGAGCCUUGUGCGCUUUUCUGACACGGCAAACUCUACCUAAUGCUCCCGUUUUAAGGCUAGGAAUGUGAAAAUGUGAAUCUUAUUUAAAGACUCCUCAAAAUACAUUUACAUGGUAGCGUUUAAAAAAACAAAAAGCAACAGCAUUGUGUAGUAAGACAUGCACUUGGAAUCACACCUUUGUGACAUCAGGAAAUAACUGACUACACAUCACUGCUGCAAAGUGAGACUGUAACUACUGGAGGUCUUUAACAGUGACAUUUUUAGCUUAGAGCGAUAGUUCAGAUUUUUUGAAGUGGGGCUGUAUGAGGUACUUAUCAAUAAUCAGUGUAUUACGUACAGUAGAUGUCGAUCAGCGCGCCUCGAGUUUGGAGAAGCAGACAAGAGUAGCCCACGGAAAGUACUGCUGUGGCUGGGCAAAACUUGUCAGUGCUCUUUUUCAAAGCCAGGUUCCAUUGACAGAAACGGCCAUUUUACCUUGCUGAACUUGAGGAGUUGCUGAUCUACUGCUACCUCAAUUAAUUCGUUUGUUUGUGCUAUUGUGUGACUUUGGGGUUUUAAAGGGUCAGUUUGGAUGCACUUCAGUGUCACAAUAACACAAAUAAAUGACCAAUUGAAGCAGUGGCAGACCAGCAACUCCCAUGUUCAGUGAGGUAAAAUUG
Molecule: messenger RNA, 3546 nt
Organism: Epinephelus moara (kelp grouper)
Lineage: Eukaryota; Metazoa; Chordata; Actinopteri; Perciformes; Serranidae
Gene: hjurp
Exons: 9
Coding region: 379-2247 (622 amino acids)
Source: RefSeq, a predicted model, not a curated record